AUGAGUACCGCCGGGCAUCCCGAGGCCGGCGCCGACGACGAUAGCGAGGCCUAUCUGAGUUCUCAUGAGCACCAACACGAGUCCGGUGACGACAACGAUGACGACUAUGACUGGUUCACGACGCUUCAGGGCCACAUCCACGAUCAUUACCAUAACCAUGAUCGGCCCGAGGGUGGCGAGGAUGUCGACGAGGACGAGGACGAGGACGAGGACGAAGACGACGACGACGACGACAACGACGGAGAUUAUGUCGACGAAGAUGAGGAUGUCGACGAAGACGAAGAUGUAGAUGAUGACGAGGCAAAUGAGUACUUGGAUGCCGAAGCCGGCGAGGUCGAACUAGAGCUUCUCAUCCAGGAGAUUCCCGGUCAAGGCGCCGGCGGCGACGGAGCUGAAGCGGGCGCCGAGAACAACUUGCACCGGAGGAUUUUGAGAAUCAUUGCCGGACGGACUGGGCCGGGGUUUUUGACAAUUCGCCAGAUCUUGGGCCUUCUCCGAGGCCAAGACCUCCGCCAUGUCAUCUUUGACGACAACGAAGAAGUGGAUCCGUGGUCGACCAGGAGAAGGAGGGAUCUGGACCCCAACCGAUUCCCAAAGGUGCCGAGCGACGAGGGCCGAAAACUGAUCGAGUCUGGCCUCUUUGGCGCAUUUGACGCCAGAGACCGCGACAGUAAGAGACUAGCCCGACGAAUAUUCGAACGCGAGUUAGGUAUCGAGACCGGUUAUGGCCGCAAGAUCCAGCAAGGCCUCAUGGCUCAGGCAAGUAAAAGGUGUUUCUGGCUUCAAAUGAUACCUUCGUCAAAGCCCGAGAUGAUCAUCCACUACGACGAUCCCGUCUGCUGCGGGCAGUUUUCCGACGACGGCAACUUUUUUUAUGCAUGUGUCAGGGACUUUCGCGUGCGCCUAUACGACACUUCUAAUCCCUACAACUGGAGGCACUACAAGACAGUCACGCUUCCAUUCGGCCAGUGGAACCUGACUGACGCAGAUCUCAGCCCUGACAACAAGUGGCUCGUCUACUCGUCCCUUCAGAGCAACGUCUGCUUCGCACCUACCGACCCCGACGACACAGGCGAUCCGUAUGCUCUCAACCUUGCUAACGCCACGAACCGAGGCGCGAACACGGCCCGAAACUCCUUUGCCAUCUUCUCCGUCCGCUUCUCUGGCGACGGCCGCCACCUUGUUGCCGGGACGGGUGCCGACUCCAUCGUGGUAUAUGACAUUGAGCGGCGGCAGCCCAUCCACCACGUCGUAGGACACCACAACGACGUGAACGCCGUUUGCUUUGCCGACAAGCUGUCGCCGCACAUCCUGUACUCGGGCUCCGACGACUGCACCAUCAAGGUGUGGGACACGAGGAGCAUGGGCGACAACAGAGAGGCCGGCGCCUUCGUGGGCCACAUCCAGGGCCUGACCUACAUCGACAGCAAGGGGGACGGGCGGUACAUCCUUAGUAACGGCAAGGACCAGAGCAUGAAGCUCUGGGACCUGCGCAUGGCCAUGUCGACGUCGCGGUUCGAGGAGGUCGAUCCCACGCGGGUGACGAGAUCGCACGAGUACGACUACGACUACCGGUGGCAAGACUACGACGAGAACAAGUGGUUCAAGCACCCGCACGACAACUCGCUGGUGACGUUCCGCGGCCACAAGAUCCAGCGCACGCUGAUCCGCUGCCACUUCUCGCCGCCCGGCAGCACCAACUCGCACUACGUCUACUCGGGCAGCCAGGACGGCUUCAUCUACGUGUGGAACCUCGACGCCACCCUCGCGGCCAAGAUCGACGUCAAGUCGCACACCAGGGGCGUGCGGCCCGGCUUGGGGCGCCGCGUCCGCGCGUACGCCGGCCGCCCCGUCAACGACGGCUGGAUGACGCUGAUCCGGGACGUCAGCUGGCACCCCAACGCGCCGCUGCUUGUCGCUUCGUCGUGGGACGGCCCGACGAUGGAUUGCGGCACCGCCACGGUACACUCGUUCAACGAGAACGAGGACGAUGAGGCCGAGCCGGCCAUGGGCGUCUCCAUGAACGACAGACUAGUGCCUGGCAUCCCCCCUCCAUCCGCUCAACAGCCGGGGUGGUAG
This is a messenger RNA of Lasiosphaeria miniovina, 2079 nucleotides long. Its product is annotated as WD40-repeat-containing domain protein. Gene Ontology annotation, molecular function: protein binding. Gene Ontology annotation, biological process: proteasome-mediated ubiquitin-dependent protein catabolic process. The record is from RefSeq and is a predicted model, not a curated record. NCBI's taxonomy places the organism in Eukaryota, Fungi, Ascomycota, Sordariomycetes, Sordariales, Lasiosphaeriaceae. The coding region runs from base 1 to 2079 and encodes 692 amino acids. Gene Ontology annotation, cellular component: Cul4-RING E3 ubiquitin ligase complex. The transcript is spliced from 6 exons.